AUGCCCGAUCGAUGGGAGUUCUCGAAUGAGUGCUUUCGGAGGGGUCACCGCGCCUCUGUCCGCCGCGACGACCGGUCGGUGUUCUCCUCAUCCAAUUCACCGACGACGGGGCGGGAAUUAGGCGGCGGCACGGCGGAGAUGUUGGGGGAGAAAACUAAAGGUACUUGUUCACACCCGAACUCCCAAAAAUUGAACAGAUAUGGGGAAAAUCUGUUGCAAUACGGCAUGACCUCGGACAUGGAAGCGAGUCGAAUGCCUGCUGCAAUCGUGCAAUCAGGAAGCCUCGCCUACCAGGAAGCCUGCUGCAAUCGUGCAAAUGGGAAUUACGUCUGUUGCUUUUGGUAA
Striga asiatica is the source of this 345-nucleotide messenger RNA. NCBI's taxonomy places the organism in Eukaryota, Viridiplantae, Streptophyta, Magnoliopsida, Lamiales, Orobanchaceae. The record is from the annotation of a GenBank genome assembly.